Molecule: messenger RNA, 5517 nt
Organism: Rubroshorea leprosula
Lineage: Eukaryota; Viridiplantae; Streptophyta; Magnoliopsida; Malvales; Dipterocarpaceae
Source: the annotation of a GenBank genome assembly
UUAAUCUCUACGCUUCUCUCUCUGCAAUUACUCCUUGAGAGUUUCUCUCUCUAGAAUAUCGAGUAUUGCUGACUUGAGCGUUGGAGUGUUUUUCCCGAGGAAACAACCUCAGGAUUUUCAGGUGUGGAAGCAGCUGAGAGUUUCAACAGUGUUGGAUAGCGAAGCUGCCCAAACAUUUGGUGCCGUCUGUGGGAACUGAGCAAGAAGUCGUGUAGCUUAGCCUGCUGAAAGACAAAAUGGUUCGAACCUUUACAGGAGGUCGCCCCCCAAGAAAUGAGACGGACGAACAGGAAGACGCUCAGGUAUUUGAGCCCGGUUUGAAUGACUUUAGGCCAAUGCCAAGAAACCUCUUCGUCAGGGGAGCCGAAAAUGAGCACCUAAGUGAAACGGAUGAUGAACGAACACCCACCGGGUAUGCAACCCAGCCUGAACAGUUCCAAGUUCCAACAGGAACAAGACAAAGACCUUCCAGACCACACUAUUCACAGCAUGAACGACCUGAAAGGUCAACAGAGCCUGCUCGGACAACCGAGCUCGAAGAGAGAACCAGAGUCCUCGAAAUGGCAAUGGGAAAAAUCCUUGCCCGCCUAAUUCCUGACGACCCCCUGAUUCCUUUGUUGAACAGGGAUGCACAACCGGCUGCGGUUGUUGCAACUCGAAACUCCCCCGCUCUAAGCAACAUAGUAGUACCGACCAGGCCCAGGGGAAGUGGGAAACUGAAUAUCGAGCCCAGCUCGUCCAAACACAGUGAAGAACUGAUGAGAAAGAACGCGGACCUUGAGAGACAGCUACAGGACGUGCAAAAGUCUAUUGACGAGCUGAAAAGUCCCAGGUCGCAUCAACAGACUCUGGAUUUAGAUAGUGCCCCACUAAACUUAUCCAUCACAGCGAAGCCGUAUCAAGAGGGAUUCAAAAUCCCCCACUUGGAGACGUAUGACAGCUCGGGCGACCCGGACGAACAUUUACACACCUAUCAGGCCAUCAUGAGAAUCCAAAACGCUAACGACGCCAUGAUGUGCAAAGUGUUCCCGGCAACCCUGAAGUCAACAACUAGAAGAUGGUACCACAAACUCCCCAGACACUCUAUAGAUUCAUACUCCCAGCUCGCCAAGCUGUUCUCCAACAAAUUUGCGAGCCAAAGGGAGAUUAAACGCACGACGACCGAGCUGAUGCAAGUUCACCAGAAAGAGGGGGAAUCUUUGAGGGACUACAUGCAGCGAUUCAACAAGGCUACUUUAGAUAUUGAUAACGUCCCUGAUACCAUCUGCUUGUCUGCUCUGUUGCACGGCUUGAAACGUGGCAGGUUCCUAGAUGACUUACUGGAAAAUCCACCAAAGACAUGGAACGAAGUCAAUGAUAGGUCAGCUAGCUUUAUACUGUCAGAGGACUUUCAGUCGUCGAAGCGGCGAGCUGAUGAUAAACAAAGCAAAGGCCAGGAACAGCUACUAAGAAGAGAGGAUAAGAAAAAGCAGAAAGUUAAUGAGCCGUGGGGGAAGCCGGCUGAAUUUCCAAAAUAUGCUAACUACGUCCCUCUGACCUUGCCAAGGUCUCAAAUUCUGGCACAAAUCCAACACUGGAUUAGAAGGCCCCCACCCCCGUUGCAUGAUUCUCCGAGGGCAGACAAGAGCAAGCAUUGUGACUAUCAUCGUGUAUACGGUCACAACACGGAAGACUGCCAGCACUUAAAGGACGAGCUGGAGUUCUUAGCUCGCACGGGGAAAUUAGAGGGGUAUGUCCAAAAGCCUCACACCCAGCAAACAGCUCAAACCCACUUCGUGCAGGGGUACGACCGACCUCAGGGGCAGAGGUACCGGCUCGGCAACACGCAGGACAUGUAUCAAGAUAAUCAAUACCUUUUCGAGCCAAGCAGAGCAUACAGAGGUCGCCAAUUCAAUAGGCAAAGCCAGGGUCAGAGACCUGCCGCCCAGAGCCAAAAAGACAGAAGAGGAGUUGGGUGCACCGCAAUACCUCCGCCGUCUGGUACAAUUAAUAUGAUCUCUGGCGAGUGGGAGAACACGCCCAUUACAUUCAACCCGGCAGAUUACAAGCGAGCAGAUGAAAAGCCCGACGUCAUGAUGCCACAUGCAGAUCCUUUCGUGGCAACGGUUCAUAUAGGCAACCAUAACGUCAAUAAGGUCUUCAUUGAUACGGGUAGCUCACCAGAUAUCCUGUACUGGAGUUGCUUCCAGAAAAUGCAGCUAAAUCCCAGCUUGCUGCAAAAGCACGAAGGGCCUAAAUAUGGGUUUAACAAUCAGCCCGUGCUGGUUGAGGGAGUAAUUACCCUUCCCAUCUAUGUGGGCUCGGAACCAAGAUUCAGGAUGGCUUCUGUCACUUUCCUGGUCGUCAAGAUGGAGUCAGCUUUCAACGCUAUAUUGGGAAGAGCCACUCUCUGCGAGCUGAAGGCUGUCAUAUCACAACCUCAUCUUUGCAUGAAAUUCCCAACCCCUCAGGGGGUAGGAGUGCUCAAAGGAAAUCAAAAGAUGGCCAGAGCAUGUUAUCAAGACACAUUUAAGAAGGUGGAGCUCGCCGUAGCCCCGAGAGGCUCUGAAAAUAGUAAACCGACUCAGCCCAGUCAGCAGACAAUGAGCAUAUCGGACAUUGAGCAUAGACCCGAGGGGGUCGAGCAGAAAGCAGAGCUGGUAGAGCCAGUCGAAACCAUUCCUUUAAACCCUGACGUGCCGGAAAGAACAGUCAAGAUCGGCACCAAGCUCACAAAAGAAGAACGAGCAGAGCUCCUGGAAUUUUUGAGGGUCAAUCAAGAUGUGUUUGCGUGGAUUACUGACGAAAUGCCUGGCAUCCCAGCGGAGCUUACAGCCCACAAACUCAGCACGGACCCCACCAGAAGGCCGGUGGUGCAGAAGCGUCGCCUUUUUGGCCCGGAGAAACAAGCUGCCAUAGACGAGGAGAUACGGAAGCUGCUACAAGCAGGCUUCAUCAGGAGAGUGGAGUACUCAGAGUGGGUAUCCAAUCCCAUGCUCGUCAAAAAGACAAAUGGCAAGUGGAGGAUGUGUAUCGACUUUACCAACCUCAAUGACGCAUGUCCAAAAGACCCUCACCCCUUGCCAAAUGUGGAGAAGUUAGUGGAGCGGGCAGCUGGGCAUGAACGGAUGAGUUUUCUUGACGCCAGCUCUGGCUAUCACCAGGUUCAAUUGCAGUUGAACGACCAGGAGAAGACUGCUUUUUACGCUAGGAAUGCAAUCUACUGCUAUGUCAUGAUGCCGUUCGGCCUCAAAAAUGCUGGAGCGACAUACCAGAAGCUGGUGCAAAUCAUCUUUAAGCUCCAGAUCGGCAGAAACAUAGAAGUGUAUGUGGAUGACAUGAUAGUCACCAGUAUACGAGCUGAGGAUCACAUAGGCGACCUGGAUGAAACUUUUCAAAACCUGCGCCGAGCUCAAAUGAAGCUGAACCCUUUGAAAUGCACGUUUGCUGUGGAAUCAGGGAAAUUCCUAGGAUACGUGGUAUCCAAGAAAGGAAUUGAAGUAAAUCCAGAGAAGGUCCAGGCCGUUCAGCAGAUGGAGCCACCCAAGACCAUAAAAGAUGUACAACGUCUGACAGGUCGGGUAGCUGCGUUGCACAGGUUUAUUGCCAGAUCGGCAGAAAAGUGCCUUCCGUUCUUCAAUGCCCUGCGGGAACCUAAGAACUUUCACUGGACUGCUGAAUGUGCCGAGCAGAACUACCCACUAACGGAAAAGGCUGCUUUUGCUUUAGUCUGCACAGCUCGUAAGCUGAGGGCUUAUUUUCAAUAUCAUCAGAUUGUCGUCUAUACUGAUUUCCCGUUAAGAAGAAUAUUGCAGAAGCCAGAACUCUCUGGUCGGCUCAUCAGAUGGAGUAUCAAGUUGAGUGAGUACGACCUCAAAUUUCAGCCGCGCACAGCUAUAAAAGGCCAAGCUGUAGCAGACUUCUUGGUCGAAUGUGCCCUGGCAGCUUUAAGAGAAAAGGCACCUGAACACCCAGUGUGGGUUUUAUAUGUAGAUGGGGCUGCUAAUGUUGAAGGAUCGGGAGCUGGAGCGGUCUUCAGCGACUCUCAGCUCGUUGUGGGCCAGGUAAAUGGUAGUUGUGACAUCAGGGAUCCUCAGCUCGGUCGUUAUGCCUCUGUGGUCAACAGAUUGAAAUCGGCAUUUGUUCUCUUCCAAAUUGAUAAAAUACUAAGAGCGGAUAACCACCGAGCUGACGAGCUGUCAAAGCUGGCUUCCUCGCAAGACCUUAACCCUCAGAGGUCGACAAUUGUCGAGAUACUCGACGCCCCGAGCUAUACCGAUUCCACAAUCGAAUGUCAGCUGCUGAGCACAGACCCCUCUGCACCGAGCUGGACCACCCCGCUCAUAAAUUAUCUGCAGAGUGGUGAGCUACCGGAAGACCAGGCCACUGCAAAAUUGGUUAAACGCAGGGUGGCACAUUUCACGUUGUUAAAUAACCAGCUCUAUAAACGGGCAGCCUCAAUGCCCCUACUACGCUGCCUUACUCCUUAUGAAGCCGAAUACGCCGUAAGGGAAGUUCAUGAAGGAGUAUGUGGCACACACGUAGGCGGUAGGACCCUAGCUCGGAAGCUCUUGAGGCACAGAUAUUACUGGCCAACCAUGGUGGAGGACGCGCAGAGCUAUGUUAAAAAGUGUCCGACCUGCCAGUUCAAUGCUGAUGAUAUUCACAUGCCAGGGGAAAUGCUAUCAUCUCUUACAUCUCCUUGGCCCUUCGCUCAAUGGGGUGUCGACCUACUCGGCCCUUUCAUCAAAGGCAAAGGAGGAUGCACCUUCCUGGUCGUUGCAGUGGAUUACUUCACUAAAUGGAUAGAAGCCAAACCAUUGUCCACGACAACGGAAAGGAAAAUAGAAGAAUUCUUGUUCAAUUCAAUAUUGUGCAGGUUCGGCAUACCUAAGCGAAUUAUCGCCGAUAAUGGGCCACAGUUCUUAGCAGCAGCACUGAGGUCGUUCUGCAAAGACUAUGGCAUUGAGCUCUCCUUGACGACACGUGUUAUAUCCGCACGUUCUAACUGGGUUGACAAGCUCAAUAAAGUACUUUGGUCAUGUUGCACGACACCCAGCUCGGCCACGGGAGAAACCCCGUUCAACCUGGCAUACGGAGCUGAAGCCGUCAUCCCUGUUGAGGUCGGGCUAUCAUCUGCUAGGUCAGAUCGUCAUGACGAUCAAAUUAAUGGGCAACUCUUAAGAGAGAACCUAGACCUAGUGGAGGAAGUCAGGGAAAUGGCUCGAAUUAGAAACAUGGCACACCAAGGUAGUGUAGCAAGAUUCUACAAUAAAAGAGUCCGAGUUCGUCAGUUUCAGGUUGGCGAUCUAGUAUUACGAAAGGCUGGGUUAACUAACACAUAUUCCCAUAUGGGCAAGCUUGCCCCUAAUUGGGAAGGUCCAUACAUGGUUGCUCAAGUUAACCGACCUGGAUCUUACGUAUUGGCAGAUCUGAACGGGCGUCAGUUACCGUUCAGAUGGAACGUUCAGAACCUUAGAAAAUUUUAUAGUUGAUUUAUAUUAUUGUAGAAAAUUUCAAUAAUGUAUGAGCAAUUAC